This is a messenger RNA of Prorocentrum cordatum, 1591 nucleotides long. The record is from the annotation of a GenBank genome assembly. Lineage: Eukaryota; Dinophyceae; Prorocentrales; Prorocentraceae.
UAUUGAUGCGGAAGUGGCGCUGCCCUCGGCGGACAUCGCCCCUGAUGAGGAGAUCGCCGGGCCGUGCUGGGACCCGCUGCUCAGCCCACGUUCGAAGGCGAAUCGCCCGAGGCUCGUGGACUUCUUGGCUCGGCUGGCGGCGCGCAGCCUAGUCGACGGGCGACGCCGCCGCAAGGCCUGCGUCGGCACGUUCUUCGUGGCCAAGAAGAACGGGGGCAUCCGCGUGGUGGUUGAGGCUCGACAGGCCAACCAACUUCAUCGGCUCCCUCCUCGAACCACUUUGGCAUCGGGCGAGGCUAUUGGCGCCAUCAACCUCCUCGACGCGGUGGGCGCGUCGCCCGAGGACGCGGCCGACUCCGACGGCUGCUUCGACUCGCUGUGCGCCGGCUGGGUGGACCUGCAGGACGGCUUCUACCAGUUCAGCGACCCGGCGCGGGGCUCUUGGAUGUGCUUCGACGUGGAGGUCACCGCCGGCGAGUUGGGGAUCGACACGAUCUACGACGAGGGCUUGCGCUGCCGGAUGCACGGGAACCGGGUGGCCAGAGCGCCUUGCGUCGACAAUGGCAACAUGGUCUCCUUGUCGGCGGCCGCGCUCGACGAGAGGCUCGCGGCGCCCACGGCGGAGCUGGGCCGGCGCGGGCUGCGCUGGCACGAGCUCGAGCGGGCCAAGCCGGGUCUCACCGUGCUGGGCCUCGAGCUCGACGGCCGCUGGGGCCGCCUGCGGCACGCCGCGAGGCGGGCCUGGCGGCUCUACCUGGCGCUGCAUCGCGCGGCGGAGGCGCCGUGGCUGGCGCGCUGGCAGCCUCGGCGGAUCGCGGGGCACAUCGCACGCUAUUUCUUCGCGUUGCGGCCGGGUCUCAGCGCCCUCGGCGAGUGCUACGACUUCAUCGGUGGAGGGCCCCUCGACCCCGUCGUUCGCCUACCACGUGGUGUCGUGGCCGAGCUACGCGUUGCCGCUGGGCUGGUCUUCUUGGGCGAGGUGGACCUCUGCUGGGCCCCGGCUGACGUCGCCUUCGUCACGGAUAGCCCCCUCAAGGGCUACGCCGUCUGCCAGGCCCGCGCGCGGCCAGCGGAAGUGCUGGAGGCCACCCGCUGGAAGGGGCGCCAGAGGUUCGUUGCGGCCGCGGCGCCCGUCGACCCCGACGCAGAGGUCUUCCUGGGCCGCGCGACGGGGGCCCUCGACGGGGGCGGCGACUUCGACCUGGGCGCGCGGCCCCAGCUGCGCCAAGCGGUGGCGAAGCGCCGUCGGAUGGAGCUGGAGAUCGGGCGCAUCCAUGCGCUCGAGGCGCGUGCCGCCGUGGCGCCCACGCUGCGGGCCGCCGCCGACGUGGCCUUCCACGGGAAGGAGGUCCUGAGGCUUUGCGACUACAUGUCGAGCGUCUGCGCCUUCGAGAUGGGCCGGGCCAACGUGGCCGACCUGCGCAGCCGGGCCGCUGACAGAGGGGAGCUGCUUGCAGGCCGCUACCGGGGCCGCAGGCCGCUGCUCACCCCGGCGGCGGGGUCGCGGCAGGAGCUGGCGCUUGCCGCGCCGCGGCCGGGGCCAGGGCCCACCCUCUCGGCCGCCGUGGUCAGCGGUGCCGGUCGCCCCCCG